Molecule: messenger RNA, 1068 nt
Organism: Adineta ricciae
Lineage: Eukaryota; Metazoa; Rotifera; Eurotatoria; Adinetida; Adinetidae
Source: the annotation of a GenBank genome assembly
AUGACGAGUCUGCUUGUCCGACAACUUUGGUCAGGUCUAACAGCUUCAUCGUUCCUUCGUCCAACAAUUCAGAUUCAACCAGCAAUACGGACGAAGAUGGCAAGACGAAUUCAACGGAAUCGAAUACCAACACAUUCAAAACCAAGUAAUACGUGGAUGCAAAAGAAAGCGGUAUCACGAACUGCUGAGGCUGAACCUGUUUAUGAUGAUGAAUUUGCGAAAAGAAAACCAAUCGAUAAAGUUUGGCUAGUAAAGGAGUAUCCAGUUCAAUCAUGGCCACUGGACACAGUUUUAAAUUGGCAUCGAGAAAUGGUCCAACCAAAAAUACUCAAUUCACUGGAUUCAUUUGUAUGGGCACGAUUAAAAUUGGAUAUGACAACUUCGAAAAAGACAAAAUUUCUUGAAAGUAUCAAAGGUCUAGUAACAUUUCCUCAUUACUUUGAAGAUCGACCGCGUAAAAAUGUUGUUCUCUUUUGUCGACUCCCUGAGCACAUGAAAGCAGCUGAAAAACAUGGUGCUUACAUGUUUGGUUACAGCGAUGUCAUUAAACAAUUUGAACGCGGUGAUGUAACUGAUACCAAUUAUGAAUAUGUUCUAUGUGCACCAGAUGUCUAUGCAGAUAUUCUACAUUUACGGAAAAAAAUCUCAAAAGAUAAAUUUCCUAAUCCUCAAUUCGGUAGUCUUCAUCCCAAUGUUGAUAAAAUGUUAGAGAAAUUCAUUCGUGGAAAGGAAUAUCAAUCAGCUAAAUAUGAAGAAGCUCGUGGAAUCGUCGAACUUCGGUUUGGCAUUAUCAAUAUGUCCAAUCAACAAUUAGAAGAGAAUUUUAAAGCUCUCCUCGAACAGUUGUGUACACAUUCUCAAACCAAAGCUGGUCCAUUCGUUCUAGGAAGUUCUGUGUAUUGUCCACCAUCAACAGAAGAAUUUCGAGUAGACGUUGCGCCAUACCUUCCUGAAGAAGAAGAUGUACUUGAUAAGAAAGAAUCUGCUAAACAAGUUGUGGACGAUCUAAUCAAAAAAUCCGCACCCGAUGUUGGAGAUGAGUUACUUAAAUCUUUAGCAAAGAAAUAA